GGGCCUGCUGGCGGAAGGGGAAGUGGGCGGGGGGGUGGCAGGCGACGGUGGGGAAGAUGGCGUACCAGAGUUUGCGGCUGGAGUACCUGCAGAUCCCACCGGUCAGCCGCGCCUACACCACUGCCUGCGUCCUCACCACCGCUGCCGUGCAGUUGGAAUUGAUCACACCUUUUCAGUUGUACUUCAAUCCUGAAUUAAUCUUUAAACACUUUCAAAUAUGGAGAUUAAUCACCAACUUCUUAUUUUUUGGGCCAGUCGGAUUCAAUUUUUUAUUUAACAUGAUUUUUCUAUAUCGUUACUGUCGAAUGCUAGAAGAAGGCUCUUUCCGAGGUCGGACAGCAGACUUUGUAUUUAUGUUCCUUUUUGGUGGAUUCUUAAUGACCCUUUUUGGUCUGUUUGUGAGCUUAGUUUUCUUGGGCCAGGCCUUCACAAUAAUGCUCGUCUACGUGUGGAGCCGAAGGAACCCCUAUGUCCGCAUGAACUUCUUCGGCCUUCUCAACUUCCAGGCCCCCUUUCUGCCCUGGGUGCUCAUGGGGUUUUCCUUGUUGUUGGGGAACUCAAUCAUUGUGGACCUUUUGGGUAUUGCAGUUGGACACAUAUAUUUUUUCUUGGAAGAUGUAUUUCCCAAUCAGCCUGGUGGAAUAAGAAUUCUGAAAACACCAUCUAUUUUGAAAGCUAUUUUUGAUACACCAGAUGAGGAUCCAAAUUACAAUCCACUACCUGAAGAACGGCCAGGAGGCUUCGCCUGGGGUGAGGGCCAGCGCCUCGGAGGUUAAAGCAGCAGUGCCAAUAAUGAGACCCAGCUGGGAAGGACUCAGUGAUACUCACUGGGAUUCUUUUAUCCUUUGUUGCAAAAGUGUGGACACUUUUGACAGCUUGGCAGAUUUUAACUCCAGAAGCACUUUAUGAAAUGGUACACUGACUAAUCCAGAAGACAUUUCCAACAGUUUGCCAGUGGUUCCUCACUACAUUGGUACUGAAAGUGUAAUUUCUUGGAGCCAAAAAACUGGAGAAACAAAUAUCCUGCCACCUCUAACAAGUACAUGAGUACUUGAUUUUUAUGGUAUAAGGCAGAGCCUUUUCUUCCUCUUCUUGAUAGAUGAGGCCAUGGUGUAAAUGGAAGUUUCAGAGAGGACAAAAUAAAACUGAAUUCCAUUUUUCUCUCACUGUA
Nomascus leucogenys (northern white-cheeked gibbon) is the source of this 1171-nucleotide messenger RNA. It is a transcript of the gene DERL2, whose product is annotated as derlin 2. NCBI's taxonomy places the organism in Eukaryota, Metazoa, Chordata, Mammalia, Primates, Hylobatidae. Gene Ontology annotation, biological process: endoplasmic reticulum unfolded protein response. The record is from RefSeq and is a predicted model, not a curated record. Gene Ontology annotation, cellular component: endoplasmic reticulum membrane; Hrd1p ubiquitin ligase ERAD-L complex. Gene Ontology annotation, molecular function: ubiquitin-specific protease binding; misfolded protein binding.